AACGUGAUAAGGGUUCCGUUUAUGAAACAAUAUAAUAUUCCACAAUUUGAAUUCAGCCAAGCUCACAUGUUUUUCUGGGAUAAGAUUGAGCGAAGCAACCUUUUCUUGAAUGCAAUAGUGACAACAGCAAAAGAUGGUCACUUUUUAGACUCCAGAACAGUCUCACAUCUACUAAAACUCCGAGAAUUUGCCAUUGUUUUGCAUAAUAUGGUGACCAAUAACGAAACGGAUAGUAAUAUUUCUGACCAGAUCGAAAAGGAUAUGUGCAUUGUGUUCCGAAUCGUUGGAAUAUGUUUGGGCAUUCCGAAGCAGACGUUCAAGUGGCAUUAUCGCAUAGGUUCUGAUGAACCCUUACUGUAUGAAUACUUUACGCCGCUCGAGUUCUAUAACACAAUGGUCCGCCCGGUUUUUCGCAUUGAAGAUAAGGUCUCUCUGAUAUCCGACCCAAGAGCCAACAUAGAAUUCGGUCGGCUGUACACGUUGGAUUUGAUUGGGAGCGUCGAGGAGGGUUCUAAAAUCUUGCGUAACAAUCAACCAAUUGAAGUACUGUUGGARGCGUGCAAAAAAUCGAUCGCCACGCUCGACGAACCGGUUUGGUACAGUUGCGAAGUGGACCAGAGAUUUUCAAGCGAACUUGGGUUCGAAGACUUAAAAAUACAUGACAUAGAAUCAUUGUUUGGUACCGACAUAUCAAUUCCAAUGACCAAAAGUGAACGGAUUUUAUACCAUGAUUCAUCUCCAACGCACGCAAUGGUAUUGUCUGGAUUCCACGAAGAAAACGAUGAAGUUACACGGUGGCGUGUUGAAAAUUCUUGGGGUAAACGUAAUACGAACACGAAUGGAUUUAUAAUGAUGACUACUGAAUGGUUUAAAGAAUAUGUUUUUGAAGUCAUUGUUGACAAGAGUUUACUGCCAGAAUGUGUUCUGGACGUAUAUAAUCAGGAACCAAUAGUAUUACCGAUUUGGGAUAAACUUGGAUCUCAUAUUUGUUAG
This is a messenger RNA of Diuraphis noxia (Russian wheat aphid), 993 nucleotides long. Its product is annotated as bleomycin hydrolase-like. The record is from RefSeq and is a predicted model, not a curated record. Gene Ontology annotation, cellular component: cytoplasm. Gene Ontology annotation, biological process: L-homocysteine catabolic process; response to toxic substance; proteolysis. NCBI's taxonomy places the organism in Eukaryota, Metazoa, Arthropoda, Insecta, Hemiptera, Aphididae. Gene Ontology annotation, molecular function: cysteine-type aminopeptidase activity.